GGUGGGUUCUGAUGAACUAUGCGGUCUCUGAGACUCGUGUCUGUGGAUCCUUCGGACCGGGGUUCUCAGAGAUGCAGGCUGGGUCCGGGUCUUAUGUCGGCGCUGGGUCUGAAACUGGGCUCCCCGCUGCUGGUCUCUGUUCCCGGCGGGAGCUGCAUCUGCACCGCCUGGCCACGCUCGGACCUGUCGGAGGACUUCCUGCAGAUGGACCUGAAGUGUUUCAGCCGCGGUCUGAUCUCUGGGAUCCCCUCACAGCUGAUCCUGGACCCGAGUCAGCUGAGACCUGUACCCUGCCCCAAACUGAAGGCUGUCACAGUGACUGUGGUGGUCCAAAGUCCGGACUACAGGAGAACUUCUGGUCGGGUUGUCCAUGAGCUCGUGAGGGAUCUGUUGAGGGGGAUUUCUGUCCAUCAGGGGUUCGUCAUAAACCUGGAGGAUUAUGAAACACCGAUGAGAUAUGCUGUUGUGGACCACAUCAGUCCAGAUUCGGGUAGUUCUGGAUUAAUCACCUCAAAAACCGCUGUGGAGGUCUCCGGGGUCCAGACAGUCCGGUUUUACAAGAGUCAGCUUCAGAACCAGCAGAACCCCCCACUAGGAGGACUGGAGGAGGUGACAUCGUCCCUGAGAGAGAUACUGCAGCUGCCUCUGGUCUAUCCCAACACCCUGAGGUCUCUAGGGGUCUCCUGUCCCAGAGGGGUACUCCUGAUCGGGCCUCCAGGAGUUGGAAAGACCCUGUCAGUCCAAAAGGUGGUCCAGGAGGUGGGAGCCAGCCUGGUGGUGGUCCGUGGACCAGAGGUGGUUGGGUCACGGCCGGGUGAGAGCGAGGAGACUUUGCGGGCCGUGUUUGAGCGCGCUCAGUCCGAAGCAGAAGAAGGUCCCUGCGUUCUCUUCCUGGAUGAACUGGACUCUCUGUUCCCAAAGAGAACCGGGUCGUCAGCACCAGAGAACCGGCUGGUGGCUCAGCUGCUCACUCUGAUGGACGGGAUGGAUCAGUCCGAUCGGUUCCUGAUCGUAGGAGCCACUAACAGACCGGACAGCUUGGACCCGGCACUACGGCGGCCCGGCAGGUUUGACAGGGAGCUGAUCAUCGGAGCUCCGACUCUGCAGCAGAGAACAUCCAUCCUGUCGGUUCUGUGUCAGAAGAUGCCCGUGUGUCCUGGUCUGAACAUCGCAGAACUCUCCCAGAUAACGAGUGGAUACGUCGGAGCGGAUCUCAGCGCUCUGUGCAGAGAAGCUGCCAUGAACGCUUUGAGGGAAACCGUGAAGGGUUCAGGAGAACGUCAGGUGGAUCUGAAACACUUCCUGGAGGCUCUGAGGACAGUGGGUCCGUCCUGCCUGAGGAGCAGUCCUGGCAGGAUGGAGGUCCUGCCGCUGCUUUGGGAGCAGAUCGGAGGUUUGAAGGAUGUCAAGCUCAAACUGAGACAGAGCAUCGAGUGGCCUCUGAGACACCCCGAGGCAUUUGUCCGUCUGGGCCUGAGCCGUCCUCGUGGCGUCCUGCUUUAUGGACCUCCUGGAUGUGCUAAGACGUCUUUGGUCAGAGCUGCAGCCACGUCCUCCCGCUGCAGCUUCCUGUCUGUCAGCGGCGCCGAGCUGUACUCUCCUUACAUCGGAGACUCAGAGAAAGCUUUAGCUCAGCUGUUCCUGCAGGCCCGGGCCUGCGCUCCCUGCAUCCUGUUCCUAGACGAGAUUGACUCUCUGAUCGGCUCACGAUCAAAUGGUCAGAACCUUAACAGCGUUCAGACCCGCUUGCUGUCUGUGCUCCUGAAUGAGAUGGAUGGGAUCGGCCUGAAGACCCUGGAGAGGAGAGGAACGGAGAAGAUCCUGCAUGCGGGGGGAGGGGAGGAACCACACAUGCAGAAACAGUUGGAUCUUCAGGAGGUCUGCAACAAGGACGUGAUGGUUGUCGCUGCCACCAACAGACCUGAGUGUUUGGACAGCGCUCUCCUCAGGCCGGGCAGGCUGGACCACAUCAUAUAUGUGCCCCCACCUGACCAACAGGCCCGAUUCUCCAUCCUGCAGGUCUGCACCUCGUCCAUGCCCGUGGACGAUGACGUGUGUCUGAAGGAGCUGGCUGCUAAGACAGAACUGUACUCUGGAGCAGACCUGGAGAACCUCUGCAAAGAGGCUGCUCUCCUGGCGUUAGAUGAAGAGAACUUGGAGGCUUCGUCCAUCAGACACUCUCAUUUCCUUCGUUGUCUCAAUAGAACGAGUCCUUCUCUCACCGCUCAGCAGAUCAAAGCUUAUCUGGCUCCGCCCACAUGAUUUAACCUCCUCUGUUCAUGUAUUAAUGCACAAAUAUAGCAAUAAAAUCAGU
Molecule: messenger RNA, 2314 nt
Organism: Nematolebias whitei (Rio pearlfish)
Lineage: Eukaryota; Metazoa; Chordata; Actinopteri; Cyprinodontiformes; Rivulidae
Gene: afg2b
Product: spermatogenesis associated 5-like 1
Exons: 10
Coding region: 19-2262 (747 amino acids)
Molecular function (GO): ATP binding; ATP hydrolysis activity
Source: RefSeq, a predicted model, not a curated record